Dinoponera quadriceps is the source of this 2304-nucleotide messenger RNA. It is a transcript of the gene Alg11, whose product is annotated as GDP-Man:Man(3)GlcNAc(2)-PP-Dol alpha-1,2-mannosyltransferase. Lineage: Eukaryota; Metazoa; Arthropoda; Insecta; Hymenoptera; Formicidae. Gene Ontology annotation, molecular function: GDP-Man:Man(3)GlcNAc(2)-PP-Dol alpha-1,2-mannosyltransferase activity. Gene Ontology annotation, cellular component: endoplasmic reticulum membrane. Gene Ontology annotation, biological process: protein N-linked glycosylation. Bases 594 to 2147 code for a protein of 517 amino acids. The record is from RefSeq and is a predicted model, not a curated record. The transcript is spliced from 7 exons.
AGCGCACGGCUCGAUGUGUUAUGAAUUUUACAGUAUCUCCUAUUUUUCUCGAAUUUUCACCUCCCAAGAAACAGAAGCGAUCACGGAGAGAUGCGAUGAACCGUUGCGAUUCGAAGCGAGCUCGGAUUUAAAUCUAUCUGUGGUUUGACAUCUCCGCUAUACACGCUAUAGAAGCGACAACAGCUUUCGGCCGGCGUCCGCUGUUGUUUAUCUCGUUCCUCAGGACGUCCCGAGGAACACCGAUUUUUUCAGUGAGAAGUUAGUUGUACUCGAUUACAUUUGAUUCUCGCGAAUCGACAUUCGUGCCUGCGUUAAUCGCCAGUAAAGGAAGUGUCCCUCGCGAAGAUGCGAUUGCGAGGUUAAAUCCUCGUGAGACGCGACCUCAUGCGAGAUUAACCAUUUUGUGAUUAAGAUCGCUCGCAGUUACACGUCGGCAAACGAGUCCAACCGCUCCAUGUGACUCGCGCGAAAGGCCGCAAGCAUGAUUCUUUACUCCUUAAUGUAAGGACACACAUACCGCGUGAAUGUCUCAGUAGUGCGAUCCUCUGCAUGGUGUAUAAAUUUAUCGGAUACUCGUAAUCAUAUCCAUAAAUAUGUUACUGAUAAUAGCUGCCUGUAAAAUAAUUUGCGGACUGAUUUUCCUGCCACUGCUAUUGAUAAAAUGGAGAAAGAUGUACUCGAGAAAGAGGAAAGCAAGGCAAGAGAAAGGCACUGUCGUCGGGAUCUUUCAUCCGUAUUGCGACGCAGGUGGAGGUGGUGAAAGAGUGCUUUGGUAUGCAGUGCACGCUAUACAGAAUAAGUAUGUAUCUAUCGCAUCUGAUGUCGUUAAAAGAUACAUGACAAUAUUUUCCAAGUCAAAUGUAAGAUUUGUGUCACUACCGUUGCUUUUCAUUGUGUUUCUUAUCGUCACUAUCUGCGUUGAUUUCAGAUAUCCUGAUGUGCACAUAGCCAUAUACACCGGUGAUCUUUACGCAGGUCCCGAGGAGAUACUCAGCAGAACUGAAAAGGUAUUCAAUGUGAAGCUACAGCGAAAUAUCGAAUUUAUCUAUCUGCACAGGCGAAAGUGGGUGGAAGCUUCCAUGUAUCCCUACUUUACUCUUCUGGGACAAAGUCUAGGAUCCAUUUGGCUGGGUAUCGAGGCAUUGAACAGUCUUCUGCCAGACAUAUACAUCGACACAAUGGGUUACGCGUUUACAUAUCCUCUGUUCAAGUACAUCGGCGGUUGCCGUGUCGGAUCGUACACGCAUUACCCUACUAUCUCGCACGAUAUGCUCAAGUACGUCUAUAGGAGAGUAACGACGUAUAACAAUCGAAGGAUCAUCGCCAGGAAUCCGUUCUUCACGAUGGGAAAGCUCCUUUAUUACAAUCUGUUCGCGUUCUUAUACGGCUGGGUCGGCAGUUGCGCCGAAACCGUGAUGGUGAACUCCUCGUGGACGGAGGACCAUAUCAAUUCCAUCUGGAAAUGCCCGCUGAAGACGCACCUUGUGUAUCCGCCGUGCAGCGUGGAACACCUGACCGAAUUGCCGCUCCUCAGCGACGAGGAGAAGGGCGACUGCAUACGCAUAGUGGCGGUCGCGCAGUUCAGGCCGGAGAAGAACCAUCCGCUUAUGCUGAGGGCGAUGUUCGAGCUGAGAUCGAUCGUCCACGAGGAAAUCUGGGAAAAGGUGAAAUUAAUCUGUAUCGGCUCCUGUCGAGACGCCGAGGAUGAGGCGCGCGUCAAGGACAUGGAGGACCUCGCGAAACACUUAGCUCUGGAGGAUAACGUCGAGUUCAAGCUUAACAUUCCGUACGCCGAGCUCGUGUCGGAACUUCGGAGGGCCACGAUCGGCCUGCACACCAUGUGGAACGAGCACUUUGGCAUCAGCAUCGUAGAAUGCAUGGCCGCGGGACUGAUUAUGGUGGCUCACGCCUCCGGUGGACCAAGCACGGACAUCAUAGAAACGCAUACGGGCAGCACGAACGGUUUCCUCGCGGAGACCGAGGAGGAGUACGGCAGAACACUGGGGUACAUCAUAUACAUGAACCAGAAUGACCGAGACGCUAUUCGAGUCGCUGCCAGGUCAUCCGUAAGCCGUUUCUCAUGCGAGAACUUCGAGGAGGAAUUCCUACGAGCGAUCGAGCCGUUUUUCAGACUGAAACAGGAUUAGUUUCGACCCCUCCUCGUUCAAUUUUUCCCCAAAAGUGGUAAGUCGCGCGUACGAGUGAUUCGAACUUUCACGGCGACACGUCAAGUUAUUCUGUACCUGUGAAAAAUGAUGUGUAUGUAUGUAUGUAUGUAACAAAUAAUUUACUGUAUGAUAAUUA